AGAAAUAUGCCGCAAAUUCACGAUUGAUAAUUCCGUUUUAGAGCCGUGUUUAUAUAUACCUUUCAUCGUUGGCUGUGAGAAAUAUCAGAUUUCCCAGUUUCAUAAAACGAACCAUGAGGACCUGGGAGUAACGUAGCGCGCCACAGGAAGUUGGAGCACAUGCUGGUUCCUUGCUACUUCCCGUCCAGGUGAGCAUGGCCAAGCAGGCCACGGCCGGACGCCGCUACCUGCGCUUCUUUGUGAGUGGUUUCUUUGUGGCUGUCCCCGUCACAGUGACCUUUCUGGACCGCUGGGCCUAUGUGGCUAGGGUGGAGGGGGCGUCCAUGCAGCCUUUUUUGAACCCCGAAGGAGUAUUGGAGGGUGAUGUGGUCCUCCUGAACCGCUGGAGUGUAAGGAACUAUGAGGUGCAGAGAGGUGACAUUGUGUCCGUCAUGUCACCAAGGAACCCUCAGCAAAAGAUCAUUAAGCGGGUCAUCGGUCUGGAGGGAGACUUCAUCAGGACACUGGGCUACAAGAAGCGCUACGUGCGCGUUCCUGACGGGCACCUCUGGAUCGAGGGGGACCAUCACGGCCACAGUAUGGACAGCAACACUUUUGGCCCGGUGUCACUGGGGCUGCUUCAUGGUCGGGCGUCUCAUAUCAUCUGGCCUCCUCGCCGCUGGCAGCGCAUCCAAGCUGACCUCCCGCCAAACCGAGGACCGCUGUACACUGAUGAAGACCAGGACUGAACAAGAUGAACAA
This is a messenger RNA of Dunckerocampus dactyliophorus (ringed pipefish), 741 nucleotides long. It is a transcript of the gene immp2l, whose product is annotated as inner mitochondrial membrane peptidase subunit 2. Gene Ontology annotation, molecular function: serine-type endopeptidase activity. The record is from RefSeq and is a predicted model, not a curated record. The transcript has 6 exons. Lineage: Eukaryota; Metazoa; Chordata; Actinopteri; Syngnathiformes; Syngnathidae. Gene Ontology annotation, cellular component: mitochondrial inner membrane peptidase complex; membrane. Gene Ontology annotation, biological process: mitochondrial respiratory chain complex assembly. The coding region runs from base 195 to 728 and encodes 177 amino acids.